UGACUUUAGGGCACCGGGGAGAGGGAAUGGACAAGGAGGCUCUCAGGCAGCGCCUCGAGCAGGCAAUCCAGGGCGUGGCAGUGGGGCAAGAUUCAUCGCCAGAUCGCCUCCAGACGCUCCAGGAUCUGGUGUCGCAGGGAUCUGGAUCGAGCGCCGGCUGCUCCAAGUGCUCCGCGCGAAUAUUUCCUCGCGCGCGCAUCUGCUUCGUGUGUGGAUCUCAGAUCCCGGGCCGCCAGCAGCAGGAGCACAAGCGGCAGCCAUUCGAAUUCGAGAAAUCGGUUGCUUUCGCGCGAUUCUUGCAAUCUUUGAGCUCGGAUCCCUCGAUCGAACACCCUUCAUCUUUUUCUACACCUGGACAAAGUGCUGAGAUUCUCCGUGAGCCAGUUUUGGAUGGAGAACACGAAUCUUUGGGCUCGUUUGCAAGCUCCAAAAGUGCUAGCAAUGGGCCAGCAGCCGAGGAUCCAGUGAACGAUCUCUUGUCACAAAUGGGCGAUUUGUCAUUCAUGCUAGCCGAUCGUCUCGUAGUUCCGGUUGGAGGUAGCGGAGCGUAGCAAGAGAGAGGAAAAAAAAAACGAUCCUGGCUUUCAUAAUCGCGGUCGCUUCCUCGAGCUACUACUUUCAGCUUGAAGAUGCAUCGAAGUGACUGCGUCCGUGAGCUUUGCCGUUGACAGUGGCGACUCGCAAAGCUUCUCAAAGAACUCAUAUCGGGCAAUCUUCCA
Selaginella moellendorffii is the source of this 719-nucleotide messenger RNA. RefSeq lists its product as uncharacterized. The transcript has 3 exons. Bases 27 to 551 code for a protein of 174 amino acids. The record is from RefSeq and is a predicted model, not a curated record. Lineage: Eukaryota; Viridiplantae; Streptophyta; Lycopodiopsida; Selaginellales; Selaginellaceae.